Molecule: messenger RNA, 866 nt
Organism: Drosophila miranda
Lineage: Eukaryota; Metazoa; Arthropoda; Insecta; Diptera; Drosophilidae
Exons: 2
Coding region: 178-768 (196 amino acids)
Source: RefSeq, a predicted model, not a curated record
UCACACUGCAAAAAACAUACAAAAAUUUGUAUAGCUUGAAUUUUAUGUCUGGAAUUCUGUAUAUAUCUGCAUCUCUAAUCCCCUCUGGAUUAAGCAAACCCGUUGAUAAAGAGCUUUUGGCACAGACCAACUGCUGCGCCCAUGACCCAACACUAAUGGCGUUGCGCAGCCGCAAAAAUGUCAUGGCCUGGAAAAUUGUUAAUAACGUUUGAAAACUUCACCGCUGGCUUGCCAGCCUUGGCAAAUCUUGGGAAGCUAGAGGGAAUUAUGGACACCAUUACAACUGGCUAUCGACGUGCGGUGGGCCUUCUUGCAGGAACCGAGGCCCAUGCAGCGCUCCGACCAAAGGCAGUAGCCCCAUUCUAUCCAGGACUGCGUUGCGGCUGCCUAGAUUGUGAGAAAUGGAGCUGGCGAACCCUUAAGCAGUUGGAGGCGCAUCAGCGUGAGCACAAUAUGGGCGACAACUGGCACUGUCGGAUCUGCUAUCGGAGCUUCUACCUUCAACACAUGAUCUGCUCCCACCUUAGGAGGAGCGUGAGGCGAGGCGGCUUCGGACAGCUAAUGGAGAAUGAAACCUACAAACAGCUGCUGGAGGACCAAAGGCAACAGGAAGGGCAAUCGAACCAGGCGCCUGCUAGGAUCCAGGAGAUGACUAUCAGCAUGCCGCAGGGCGUCCACCUCGAUUUUGUAAAGGAACUGAGAAUGGGGUCUUUGAGACCCAUCAGCUGCACAUGCGCCGUCAUCAAAAACUGGGCAAGGAUACCAUGAGAUCGUGCCUCACCGAGUGGCCUGUCGUCUGCGAUACCGGCCGUUCAAGUGUCGCAGCUGCCGCUGGAGAUUCCAAAUAUGGUCUGCUCUGAAAGCCC